Molecule: messenger RNA, 351 nt
Organism: Chaetura pelagica (chimney swift)
Lineage: Eukaryota; Metazoa; Chordata; Aves; Apodiformes; Apodidae
Gene: PMF1
Product: polyamine-modulated factor 1
Exons: 3
Biological process (GO): chromosome segregation
Cellular component (GO): MIS12/MIND type complex
Source: RefSeq, a predicted model, not a curated record
GAGGAGAUCCAGGAGGUGAAGGAUGAAGGAAACCUGGACCUGCUCUUUGAUUCCCUGGAUAAAAUCGUGGAGGAGGCAAAGAACCAGGAAGAGCCUGCGUGGCGUCCCAGCGGGAUCCCUGAGCAGGAUGUGCACAGUGCCAUGGUGCCCUACCUGCUGAAGCACAGGGCCUACCUGAGGAGGGUCCUGAGGGAGAAAGAGGAGGAGAACAAGAAGGCAGCAGAGUCUGUGCUGGCAGGGAGGGCCAGGGUGGCUGAGCUGCAGCAGCUGAUUCAGGCUCGGAAACGUUCCUGGCAGGCAAUUAGUGAAGAGCAACAGGAACUCAUCCUGACCUUCAAGGAGCCCCAGUGA